Messenger RNA from Magallana angulata, 2988 nucleotides. RefSeq lists its product as uncharacterized. The transcript is spliced from 3 exons. The coding region runs from base 724 to 2415 and encodes 563 amino acids. Gene Ontology annotation, cellular component: nucleoplasm; chromatin. Gene Ontology annotation, biological process: positive regulation of DNA-templated transcription. NCBI's taxonomy places the organism in Eukaryota, Metazoa, Mollusca, Bivalvia, Ostreida, Ostreidae. Gene Ontology annotation, molecular function: ubiquitin-protein transferase activity; protein binding; zinc ion binding. The record is from RefSeq and is a predicted model, not a curated record.
AGAGAGAGAGUUUUAAAAAUGUUGAUUCCCUCUUGUUUCCACGAUGCUAUUGAAAGUAGGAUGAAAUACUAGGACCGAAUAGUGACCCUCAUUGAUUUUUUUGUUAUUAGAAGUUGUUACAUAUUAUUUGGAUGUGUUAAAUCCCAAGCCAGGGAGUAAAAGAAUAUCCACUGUUUGAACCAUUAAUCAUUUACUUCUAAAACUCUCGGCAGUUCUUUUUUAAAAGAAGUUUUAAAAAAAAUUAACACUUUAUUUCUGAGCAAAAAUCAACCACCGUACCCCAUCUUCGAGGAUCUUGAUUUAAACAAACCUAAAUUGACAAUACCUAAGGUUACUUAAAAAUCAUACGAGUUUCAGCUCUUCUGGCAAAAAGGUCUUUGUGAGGAUAUUUAAGAAAUGUCAAUAGGUUUUCAAUAAUUUUUACUUACCCCCGUCUUUGAAAGAGAGAUUGACUCUUCAGUUAAACAAACUUGAAUUUUCCUUACUAUGGGCGAUUUGUACCAAAUUUUGUUAAAUUUGUCUAGUGUUUCUGAAGAGAAAUUCAAAAUAAUGUAAAACGUUUAUGGUUGGACGUACUGACAUAAAGACAGACAGACAGAGGGACAAAAACUGAUCAGAAAAACUCAGGUAGUCGGACCAGAUGCAACAAAUAUUGCAACCGGCCAUGUUGGAUUUUUAAGCUUUGUAAUUUACCUAUGGGAUAGGAAAUAAGGUUUUCUGACCAUGGACCCCUGGAACAGCGCCCAGGAUUUUGUACGCUGCACCCUGUGUCAAACGUCUGUGCCCCUCAAGUACUGUGAAGUUUGUCAUACACAUCUAUGCGAAGACUGUGAAAAGAAACACUUAUCUGCGUUCUCUGAAAUUCAUAAAGUGGUGUCGCUUCAACAAUAUUUUACCACUCUGACCUAUCCAAAUUGUGAGGAACACCCAACCGAACAAUGCAAAAUCCAUUGUGACCAAUGUGACAUUCCUAUUUGUACACAGUGUAUUUCAUCUAAAAAACAUUUAAAACACACACAAACUGAGAUUUUGAAAAAAAGCGUUUUACACAGAGAGUUACACGAAUUAGAAAAAAUCGUAUAUCCUACAUACCAAGAGAUUGCAUCUAACAUCCAAAUGCAGAAAGCGGAUCUGAAUAAAAACUCCCAGAAACUGACAACAGAUAUCAACAAUCAAGGAAAACUUUGGCAUAACAAAAUAGACACUGUUAUCAAAAACCUUAAAUCUAACGUGGCAGACAUGGAAUCUAAACACCUUGUUGUUCUAAAGAAACAGGAAGAUGAAAUCACGAGAAUCAUUUCUGAAAUCUCACACAGCAUUGUUGAACUGAAAAAGUUACUGAACUCCAAAAAUGUCUGCCUUGUCUCUGAGUACAAAUCCAGAAACCCUGAAUUCAAACAAUUGCCUCUUAAACUUAAAGUAUCUUUACUAAAUUUUAAGCCUCGGGAAGUCCACAUAGAUCAAUUGACUGAACAGUUUGGUUUUCUGUCAUCCUUAUCUUUUACAACAGAUGAUCAACACUACAUCAUGUCGUUUCAGGGAGCCAAGUCCUCUCCGCUAGACCGGUCAUUGAUGGAUGUACCUCGGAUCAUCUCGUCCAUAGACACAAUGUAUGAACAUAUAUCCGGUGUGUCAUGUCUAAAUGAUACAGAGAUCUGGACGCGUGGUUUAAACAAUAUAAUGAACCUCUACAAUCUUCAGGGGGAUCUACUGAAGUCCAUACAAACCAACACAGGGAACAAUCCAUGGGACAUAGCAGUGACAAGGAGCGGGGAUUUGCUCUACACUGACUACCAUGAUAGAACUGUAAACAUUGUGAAAAAUACAGAGGUACAGACAGUGAUCAGCCUAGAAGGGUGGAAACCUCUCAAUAUUUGUAGUACUUUGUCUGGUGACCUUCUGGUUGUCAUGGACAGUGAUGACAAAGAUGAUGAUGACAGUGGUGGCGAUGAAGAUGUUAAACAAACAAAAGUAGUGCGCUACUCUGGCUCCAAAAAGAAACAAAGCAUUCAGUACAAUGACACGGGAGAACCUCUCUUUUCAUCUGGUGAUACAAAAUACAUCAGUGAGAACAGGAACCUAGAUAUCUGUGUGUCAGACCAUGACGCCAGUGCAGUAGUGGUGGUCAAUCAAGCCGGGAAACUCCGGUUCACCUACACCGGCCAUCAAUCUCCUACCAAGAGACAAUUUAGCCCACGCGGUAUUACCACAGACAGCCAAAGUCGUGUGUUGGUAUUAGACUGUAACAACCACUGUAUCCACAUCCUGGAUCAGGAUGGACAGUUCCUCCGCUACAUAGAAAACUGCCAAUUACAGCUUCGAAUUCCAAUGGGUUUAUGCGUGGACACCAAAGACAACCUCUUUUUGGCCGAGUGGGACACGGGUAAAUUGAAGAAAAUCCAAUAUAGCAUGUAAAGAAAAACUGUGCUUAAAAUGUAAACAUAUUGUGUAUAUACCUGUAUUAUAUGAAUGUGAUAUGUGUUGGGCUAUGCAACGAGAAAAAGGAUAUAUAUAUAUAAUUAAAAAAUCACAGUGCCCGGUAAUAUAUAUUAAAAAAAAAAAUAACAACACUAAUCGCAAAACGUAAGCGCUUUCAUUUCUUCCACAGACGUUUCACAAUACAUUUUUAGCUCACCUGAGCUGAAAGCUCAAGUGAGCUAUUCUGAUCACAUUUUGUCUGUCGUCCGUCUGUCCGUCCGUCCGUAAACUUUUCACAUUUUCAACAUCUUCUCAAGAACUACUAGGCCAAUUUCAACCAAACUUGGCACAAAUCAUCCUUAGGCAAAGAGGAUUCAAAGUUGUGAAAAUUAAGGGCCACACCCGUUUUCAAGGGGAGAUAAUUAGAAAUUAAUGAAAAAUUUCGAGAAAUUUUCAAAAAUCUUGAAAAAUCAAGAACCAGAUUGCCAGGAAAGCUAAAACAUGUGUGGAAGUGUAGACUCAGAGUUGUGAAAUUCAUGACCCCUGGGGGUAGGGUGGGGCCACAAUGGG